Manduca sexta (tobacco hornworm) is the source of this 1160-nucleotide messenger RNA. RefSeq lists its product as uncharacterized. The record is from RefSeq and is a predicted model, not a curated record. Lineage: Eukaryota; Metazoa; Arthropoda; Insecta; Lepidoptera; Sphingidae.
AUCGAGAGAUUAACCACUUCAAACGUAUCGCUAUUAUUGUUGCUAUUGCUCAUUAUUACUGCUUUAAUCUUGGAGACUACCUGAUAACGUUAUGAAUAAGUUUUGCGUAUAAAUGUACACAUUCAACAAUAAUUUGCAGUCGUUUUGCGAAUAUGUUCAAGUGUCUACACCUACCUGUAAAAAUGCAGUUAUCGGUGGUGGUGCUGGCAGCUCUGGUGGCUAGCGUGAUGGGCCACGGUCGCUUGCACAAACCUGUAGGGAGGGCUUCGGCCUGGCGCUUUGGAUACCAGAGGACUGCGAACUACGAUGACAACGGGCUAAACUGCGGUGGCUUUUACCACCAGUGGGAGGUAAAUGGUGGAAAGUGCGGCAUCUGCGGCGAUCCAUACGACGCUCCCGCUCCAAGAAGACAUGAGCUGGGAGGCAUAUACGGCGACGGCACAAUUUAUGCAGAAUACUCCCCGGGAGAAACAAUCGACACCAUCAUCGCCAUCACCGCUUAUCACAAGGGCUACUGGGAACUUCGCAUCUGCGACGACCCUCUGAACAAUGAAGAUGAAUGCUUCAAAUACCUCCUUGAGUUAGAAGAGGGAGGAACUAAAUACUAUCCCCCUAGUGCUGGAGAGUACAAUGUCAGGUACAAAUUACCAAAGGGCCUGGUUUGCGACCACUGCGUGCUUCAGUGGCAAUAUACUGCUGGUAACAACUGGGGUGUUUGCAAGAACGGAUCUCAAGGUUUGGGCUGUGGAAACCAGGAGACAUUCCGGAGCUGCGCCGAUAUCGCGAUAAAGGGAGCCCCUGUUGAAGAAGUGCCUGAUAUUCCUGUAGAGAAUCCGAUUAUAUGUCUGAACCACAUCGGCAAUUAAUGAACUAAAUGACUAUAAUCAACGGUCCGUGUAAACAUGACAACUGAUUUUAAAAUAGCAACUACCAAAUAAAUUCACGUCAUAGUUGUUCUAGUCUAAUUUGAGGCUAUUUAAACCAAAGAAAAAUAACAAUGAUUUCAUAGUUUUUUGUUAGUUACAAAGAAAAUUUAUCCGUAAUACACUUUAUCGCCAAAGUUGAAUGGCUUGCUAUAAUACAAAUCAUUGUUGACUGCACGUCGGAAGUCUUUGAUGUUAACUUAUUGAUGUUGUUAAUAUAUUAUAUGAUUGAUACGA